Messenger RNA from Mus musculus (house mouse), 3035 nucleotides. RefSeq names its product predicted gene, 20379. Gene Ontology annotation, cellular component: chromatin; nucleus. The transcript has a single exon. Bases 1 to 249 code for a protein of 82 amino acids. The record is from RefSeq and is a predicted model, not a curated record. NCBI's taxonomy places the organism in Eukaryota, Metazoa, Chordata, Mammalia, Rodentia, Muridae. Gene Ontology annotation, molecular function: nucleosomal DNA binding.
AUGUCCAAAAGAAAGGCUAAAGGGGAUGCUAAAGGAGACAAAACCAAGGUGAAGGACAAGCCACAGAGACCCGAAAGGUUGUCUGCUAAACCUGCUCCUCCAAAGCCAGAGCCCACACCUAAAAAGGCCCCCGAGAAGAAGGGAGAGAAGGUACCCAAGGGGAGGAAGGGGAAAGCCAACGCUGGGAAGGACGCAAAUAAUCCUGCAGAAAAUGGAGAUGCCAAAAGAGACCAGGCACAGAAAGCCUAAGGUGCUGGAGAUGCCAAGUGACAUGUGUGCAUUUUUGAUAACUGUGUACCUCUGGUGACUGUACAGUUUGAAAUACUAUUUUUUAUCAAGUUUCAUAAAAAUGCAUAAUUUCAUUUUACUUCUUUUUUUUUUUUUUUUUAGCUAUAUUGUUAGCACACAGAACACUUCAUUACUGGGUGGAGGAAGGAUCAUGUGUCAGUAACAAAAUCUCUCCCAUGCUGGAUUGAGGACAGAAAACCUCUUUCCCUGGUAAUUUUGAAAGGCUCCUGUUGGCUCCCAGGAGAGACAUCCUGGUCUCAACCAAGGUGGCCACCAAGGCACAAAAUGCCUUGUGGUCUGGGAAAUCUAUAAAUUCAUUUUUAUAUCCUCUUCCCCCUGUACUAUUAACAUAAGACUUAAUUCCCUUAAAAACCAGAGACCUGUUGGAACCUGGCCCCCAAAAUUGGUUUCCCGGUCCAUUGAGCGAUGUGGACUUUGCAGUGACUUCAUCCAGUGUUCUCAGAAGAGCACUGGUUCCUUUUAUAAAAGAUUGUGGAACUUCAGAUUGAUAAUUCUGCCAUGCUUGUUUUCCGAAAGUCAGGGUCGGCUUGUGAAAAGUUGUUAGACAACAUCCUUAAUGUGAGAUGUCAACCCUCACUCUAAGCUACUUCCCCCUUUUCAAAGCACUGAAUGAAGACUUCAUUGGGUUUUAUAGUGGCUUUCUGAUUUUGGUAGUCUAUACAAGGGAAUUUGGAAGUUCUUGCAUAUUGUUGAUUGUCUGCCCAUGUCCUGCCUGAAAUACCACGAUUGUUUAUGAAAAGUAUCUUUAAUAAAGCUGGUUACAGUUAGGCUUGGGAAAAAAAAAAAGAUUCACCCUUACAGAACUCAAAAUGAAGCUUUUCAAAGAUUAACACGCAAACAAUGCUAGUGUUUUAUGACCUGGAGCUGUUCUUAUUUUUAACUAAAGGAGAGGGCAUGGCCUUCAUCUACUCCUAAACACAGCAGAGACUGCCUUAAAACUUCUGUCUGCCUCAUUCCCAGGCUCCCUGCUGUGCAAAAGUCAGACGGUAGGCGCCUUGUCACUGAUUCAAGCGUCAGCCACACAAGCAGAUUUCGCUCUUUCUUUCCUUUCCUUUCUUUUUUUUUUUCUUUCUUUCUUUCUUUCUUUUUUUUUUUUUUAAACAGGGUUUCUCUAUAUAGCUCUGGCCAUCCUGGAACUCAGACAUCUACCUGCCUCUGCCUCCCAAGUGCUGGGAUGAAAGACAGGCACCACCAUCUAUGCCCAACUACGAAUCUUUUUCAAUAAGACUGUCUUUGGACCUUAAAGUAGAACCCAAUGAGAUAAAUCCUAUGCCACAAAGCUUUUUAAAAAUAAAACCUCUCAGCCACAUUAAAACAUGUAAUGGUUAAUCUUAAUUGUCAACCUGACUGGACUGAGAAGUACUCAGACACCUGUGUGGGGAUCGGCAAUGGUACUUCCAAAGACUAUGGCAAGCGCUGGCCUAGUGAGCUGGAUGUAGUAAUCCCUGCCUGUGUUCACAAUGGGAUACAUGAGGUGUACAGGGAGAAGGUGGGCUGCUAGAAGUCUUACAUCACUCACUCCUUCCCCACCCCUCCAGUGCCUCCCAGUGCCAUGACAUGAACUGCUCCACCAUACCCUCCCCACCAUGACAGACUGACAACUCUACAACUGUGAGCCGAGGUAAUCUUUCUUGCUAUGAGCUGUUCUUUCAGGAAUGUUAGGCACAAUGAAGUCACUACUGCGUGUGUAUAGAAUAAUCUAAUACACUGACUUAAAACUAUACCAACUACAAUCCCACUAUACUACUUUCUCAGCCGUGCCGUGUUUUCCUUCCUUGUCCAUGAGGGGCGGGGGACUGAAACUGUUCUGAAACUGUUCACCAUUCCUGUGCAUUUCUCACUAUUGUCCCCAAAUAUGUUCUGUCCUGGUCUGGUCUGUUCUAGAAGUGUUUAAAUUUAUAUAAAAACCUGUAGUUCCUUUGCCCAGCCUGAUCUUUGGCUUGAUACAUUGUCAAUAAAGAUUUUAAUGUUGAUCACGCAGGUCAUUUUCAUGGUUAUACAUUAUCCUAUAAAUGUAACACAAUACUUUACUGUUGGUGGGUAUUUAAGUGCCUUAAAUCAGACUAAAUUGUUCCCAGAGAAAUGAUGGCCGAUUUUAUUAAAACACACACUAAAAUACAGGAUUCCCAAGGAACCUGCUUUUCUUUCACUCUCCCCAUACCCUUGACUAACACAGACCUCAGAUAACAGCAUUUUAGUGAGCUAGCUCCUACCUGCUCACUGCCUCUGCAGGAUGGGAGGGGCUUGCUCAUGCAGGAUCUGUACCAGGAUGACUCCUGACAGAGCCACCAACAAGCUGGUGAAGGGGGCAUCAGAAAGGCAAGAAAUUGCCCACUGCCUUUGCUUGCACCUUGGUUAUUAAGAAUGUAUUUUCCUAUAAUGUCAAUCAUUAGGUUUGAAAUUAUCACCAACUUGGUGGUCUGUGAAAUCACGGAAACCAAGAAUAAGAAAAUUUGCAGUUUUUUGAUUUUUUUGUCUUUUCUCCUUUUCAUGUGCAUGCAUGUGUGCUCUGUAAGUGUGUGACAUAUUUACAUGUAUGUGGGCCCAUGUGCGCAUGCAGUUGAAUGAGCACAUGUGUGUGGAGACCCAAGGUUGAUAUCAGGAAUCUUCCUAGGUCCCUCUUCCACCUUAUCCUUUGAGGCCGAGUCUCUCGGUCAAACCCAGAGCUCUAUGCUAUGGCUGGUCUCACUUGCCAACAGGUGGGCUGACAUGCCUUCCCAGGACUG